Molecule: messenger RNA, 1116 nt
Organism: Menidia menidia (Atlantic silverside)
Lineage: Eukaryota; Metazoa; Chordata; Actinopteri; Atheriniformes; Atherinopsidae
Source: the annotation of a GenBank genome assembly
UUGAAGAUUCCGCCGUCAAACAUGUUACCCAGUUCUGCUCAGUCUCCGGACUGGCUUUACUCCGAGCCGCUGCUGUUCGACGAGGACUUCUGCCAGACUCUGAUGAAAGACCUCCAGUCCCUGCCCACCCCCCCGCAGUCCCCCCCCAUGAAGGCCGGGCUGGGCGAGGGCAAGCCGCUCUCCCAGGAGGACCAGCUGAGCUACGUGUCGGACAUCCUGCUGGAGGACCAGGACAUGCAGCAUCUGGGCUGGACGUCCGACUUCUUCCACUCGAAGGAGGAGGAUGAGGAAGAGGGGGAGGUUGAGGGGGGGGCCGGGGGGGAGGACUGCCUGUGGCAGUGCCUGGUGACGGACCGCAGCCUGGAGGAGAAGCUGGUCUCCUCCAUGCUGGGCUGCAGCCCCCUGCUGUCCGACAUCGACACCAGCAUCUUCGAGGAGAUCGCCGGCUCCACGCUGGACUGCCAGAACCUGCUGGCCGCCGCCGCCGCGCAGGACGCCGGCGAGGCCACGUCCGACUACGGCUCCACCGGGGGCGAGAUGUCCACAUACUCGUCCAGCGACUCCGAGGAGGAGAUUGACGUGGUGACGGUGGUGCGGUGCCCCUCCCGCCUCUCGCCCUCGCCGUCCGACUCCUCGUCGGCACGGAAACGGCGCCAGCAGCAGCUGGAGGAGGAGCAGCGCGCCCUGCAGCGCCACAGCUUCGAGAUCCAGCUGCAGCACAACUACGCCGCGCCCUGCCCCGCCUCGCCGCCACCCCCCCCCCUCCUCCAAACGCUCGCGGGGGGGCGAACCCCGCCCGCACCACGCCUCCCGCAGCUCCUCCUGCUCCUCGUCCUCCUCCUCCUCGCGACGGAGGACGAGGAGGAGCGGCGCCGGACUCACAACGUGAUGGAGCGCCAGCGCCGCAACGAGCUGAAGAACUGCUUCGUGCGGCUGCGCGACAACGUGCCCGAGCUGUCGCACAACGACAAGGCCUCCAAGGUGGUCAUCCUCAAGAAGGCCCGGGACUGCAUCUACGGCCUGGAGGGCGAGGGCCACCGGCUGCAGAGCCGCAGGGACAAGCUGAGGGCCAAGCAGCAGGAGCUCAGGGCCCGGCUGGAGGCGCUGCGCAGCUAG